AAGUUUGUUAACAGUUGUCGGUCUGGCGGCGUGAGACGCGUACAUGUUUUGAGUUUUUGUGUCAUUUUUGUACAAAACGAAACGUUCAUCAGCUGUCGUAGGCAUUUCAAGCUUAUAAAACAAAACAUUCAAUUAGUUUUCUUAUAAUUUUGGAAAAUGUUCAUUUAACAAUUAAAACACUAUAACAACGUUUAAAAGAUUCUAUAAUUAUUUUUGUAACCUAUAUCAGGCUGUCAUGGGUUUGUGUGAUUAGUUUUUGUUCUGUAACCAUUCAUGGUGUCAUCGCUGUAUGGUGUGCAAUUAAUUAUUGUUUAGUUAAUAAACACUGAGUGGCAACAUUAAGUGAUAUUUGUAUAUCAGUGCAAAGACGCAUACAUUCAAAUAUGUCUAAAGUAUCCUUAAACAAUGUGCCGUCAAACCCUCGUAUUAACCGCCUCAGAACAUUUUCUAGGACGGAAAGUGAGACAUCGUGUGAGGAAGCGGCGCGGCUGACCGCAGAGGGCGCUGGCGAGGCUGACGAUGACGAGGCAUUUGAUUACGGUGCGCUGCCACCGCCCCCUGACGGCGGCUACGGCUGGGUUGUCGUGUUCGCUUCAUUCAUGUGCAACCUGGUGGUCGACGGGAUCGCAUACACCUUCGGAAUAUUCUUACCCGAACUCGUCGCAUACUUCGGCGAGGGUAAAGGAACUGUUGCGUGGGUCGGCAGUUUGCUGUCAGGAGUUUAUUUAGCUGCAGGACCAAUAGUAUCAGCGCUAUGCAACAAGUACGGGUGCCGUGCGGUGUGCGUUGCCGGCUCCCUAGUCGCCACAGUUGCGUUUGCUCUCUCCACGCUCAGCAAGAGCGUUACUAUGAUGAUGAUCACCUACGGAGUGAUAGGAGGUAUCGGCUUCGGUAUGAUUUACUUGCCGUCAGUGGUGGCCGUCGGGUAUUACUUCGAGACACGCCGCUCGUUGGCCACCGGUAUAGCUGUGUGCGGGUCCGGUGUAGGCACGUUCAGCUUCGCCCCGCUCGCCAGUAUACUACUGCAGCAGUUUGGCUCCUGGCAGAACGCAAACCUCCUACUUGCUGGACUUAUACUCAACUGCGCAGUGUUCGGCGCACUUAUGAGACCGUUGGUGUAUCCGAAAACAUCAGGUCAAAAGCCUUUACUACAACGAAUGGCCGAAGAGAAACGACUGCAAAUGGAACGAGGAUCGAUCGGAGGUUCAUAUUUCGUGGUACAAUUACCUGAUGGUACAAUGGAGAAACGAUUGAAGGCGCCGCUGAACAUCGACCCGGGUGUGCACUCGUCGCUGAACCUGGAGGCGCUGGCGCGCGUGCCCACGGUGCCCAACAUGCCGGGCGUGCCGCCCGUGCCCACGCUGCCCACCAUCACCGAGGCCAGGGUCGUGGACGUAGAUAUCGACGAAAAGAAAAAGAACGAGAACGGGUCUGCAGUAGGGGUGGGCGUGGGCGUGGGCGUGGGCCAGGCGAUGGCGCGCAACGUGUCGUCGCCGGCGUUCAGUGCGCAGGCGCCCGGCCUGCCGAAGAACGGCUCGGUGCCGUUCUUCGACCGCCAACGCAAGCAGAGCGCCGGCGACAGGUCAGACAGCGAUAGAUUUAAACCGUCCCUCGCUGCUAUCAAAGCCACUUCGAAAACAUCGAUGAGCAGCCACAGAAAUAUGAACGAUGGUGACACAGAGAGUCAGGUGUACAACUCGAAGCUGUCGGUGGCGGCGAGAGAACCUUCUAGAAUGGUGCGUCCGAUGUCCCGCAAGGACAUCUUCUACUCCGGCUCCGUGCUCAAUCUGCCGCAGUACCAGAGCCAGAAGUCGCUGCAGGGCUACAGGAACUCCGUGCUCAGCCUACCCCAGAGCAGGCAGACCGGCGACCUGGAGAGACAGGAACAGUACGACUUGUGCCCGUGCCUGACGCUGCCGGAGUCGUUCAAGUCGGCGCUGGCGUCGAUGCUGGACGUGAGCCUGCUGCGCGACCCCGCCUUCAUGCUCAUCGGCGUCUCCAACGUGUUCGGCAUGGCCGGCCUCUACGUGCCCUUCGUAUACAUCGUCGAUGCCGCCUGCCUUAAUGGCGUGGAGGCGUCGCAGGCGUCGUUCCUGCUGUCGAUCAUCGGCAUCACGAACACGGUGGGGCGCAUCGCGUGCGGCGCCGUGGCCGACCUGCCGCGGGUGGACGCGCUGCUGCUCAACAACAUCUGCCUCGUCAUCGCCACGAUAUCAGUCGCGUUGACGCCAUUCUGUUCUUCGUACGGUGCUUACGUAGCGGUGGCCAUCGCUUUUGGAAUCGCCAUUUCUGGAUAUAUAUCAUUGACGUCUAUAAUCCUGGUGGACCUGCUGGGUCUGGACAAGCUGACGAACGCGUUCGGGCUGCUGAUCCUGUUCCGCGGCGCGGCCGCCAUCGUGGGCUCUCCGCUGGCGGGCGCGGUGUACGACGCCACGCACAACUACGACGCCUCCUUCUACAUGGCGGCGGCCUUCUUCCUCGCCGCCACCCUCACCUCCUUCGCAGCACCCAUAUUCAGAAGAAAACAAGAAGAAAUCCAGCAACCGUUGGACGUGCUAACUCCUAUCGACGAGGAUCUGGAGGAAGGAGAGGACGAGGACCCUGACGACACUCCUAUCACUAUGGGGGCGCACAUCGGCCCCGACAGCGCACACAGCCCCGCGGAGCGCACGCAGCGCGAAAGUGUACUCUAA
Messenger RNA from Papilio polytes (common Mormon), 2693 nucleotides. RefSeq names its product monocarboxylate transporter 4. The transcript has 15 exons. The coding region runs from base 384 to 2693 and encodes 769 amino acids. Gene Ontology annotation, molecular function: monocarboxylic acid transmembrane transporter activity. Gene Ontology annotation, biological process: monocarboxylic acid transport; transmembrane transport. NCBI's taxonomy places the organism in Eukaryota, Metazoa, Arthropoda, Insecta, Lepidoptera, Papilionidae. The record is from RefSeq and is a predicted model, not a curated record.